CGUGUGUGUGCGUGUGUGUGCGUUUCAUCCCGAUGUCGUCAUGUGCGCCCUCCUGCAGGCGGGGGUCCCUGCAGUCAGCGGUGCUCAGUGGUGGGGGGCCGCUCCAGCUGCUCCUGCUUCGCGGGGUACUCCCUGAUGCCAGACAGACUCUCCUGCGAUGAUGUGGACGAGUGUGUGAGCGGCGUGCACAGCUGUGGCGUGGGCGAGCGAUGCGUGAACACGGUGGGGUCACAUGUGUGCGAGCGCCAGCUUUCCUGCUCGGCUGGCUACCAGUCCCGGAAUGGCGUGUGCGAGGACAUCGACGAGUGCAUGGUGCGGACCCACAACUGCGGUGCCGGGCUGGUGUGUAAGAACACGGACGGGUCGUUUGUGUGCGGCCCCAAACAGAAGUGUCUGACCGGCUUCAAGCUGGACUCGCACGGGAACUGCAUCGACAUCAACGAGUGCAGCUCCCUGUCGGAGACGUGUAGCCCCGGGUUCAAGUGCAUCAACACGGUGGGCUCCUACACCUGCCAGCGCCAGGUCAUCCAGUGUUCCCAGGGCUACCAGUCUGGGCCUGAUGGGACCAGGUGCAUCGAUGUGGAUGAGUGUCUGAUGGGCACCUACCGAUGUGGAACGGGACAGAUCUGUCACAACCUGCCUGGCAGCUACCGCUGUGACUGUGGGGCUGGCUACCAGUUCGACACCGUCCGCAAGGUCUGCAACGAUGUGAACGAGUGCUGGCGCUACCCAGGCCGGCUGUGCUCCCAGACCUGUGACAACACCCCGGGUUCCUACCAGUGCUCCUGCACCGCCGGAUUCGCCCUGGCCUUCGACGGCAAGAACUGUGAUGACCUGAAUGAAUGCGACUCAAACCCGUGCAGCCAGGAGUGUGCAAACAUCUACGGAUCGUACCAAUGCUACUGCCGCCAGGGCUUCUACCUGAAGGAGGACGGGCACACCUGCGAAGACAUUGACGAGUGCUCCCAGAGCAUUGGGAACAUGUGUGCGUUUGAGUGCGUCAACGUCCCGGGGAGCUACCAGUGUGCCUGUCCCACCACGGGGUACACCAUGGCCGCCAACAGACACACCUGCAGAGAUAUUGAUGAGUGCACCACCGGCGCCCACAACUGUUCUGGGGAGCAGAGCUGCUACAACAUCCAGGGGAGCUAUCGCUGCCUCUCCUUCACCUGCCCGCCCAACUACAAGAAGGCAUCUGACACGCGCUGCGAGAAGCUGGGUUGCCCGGGCAACGCGCCGGAGUGCCUGAAACUCCCGCUGCGCAUCACCUACUACCAGCUCAACUUCCAGACCGACAUCCUGACGCCGGCGCAGAUCUUCCGCAUCAGCCCGUCGCCCGCCUACGCCGGCGACCAAGUGUCCGUGGCCGUCACCCGCGGCAACGAGGAGGGCUACUUCAGCACGCGCAAGCUCAACGGCUUCACGGGCGCCGUGUACCUGCAGCGGCAGGUGCGCGAGGCCAAGGACUUCCUGGUGGACGUGGAGAUGAAGCUGCUCAGACAGGGCAGCAUGACGUCCUUCGUGGCCAGGAUACACGUCUUCAUCACGGCCAGCACCCUGUGAGCUCUGAGCACAGGGGGGGGGGGGGGGCUCUUCCUCGUGGAUGCACGGGGUUUUCAUCUUGUCCGGAACCUCCGCGAGCAGAAGGAGGAGGAUUUGUCCACGGGAGGGAAUGGGGGGAUGGGGGACAGACGGAUGGACGGACUGAUGGACAGACAGAGAGACUGAAUGGCAGUGGUCCUCAACUGCCGUGUUUUGUGGUAGGAUUUCAGACUUCACUCGUACUCGCACUAGUCAACAUUAUCCGACUGUUUGCGUCAAAUCCAUAUCACCAAAGAAAUCGUUGUUGCUGUUUUUGUUUGUUUUUUGUUUUUGUUUGUUUUUCCGAGGCUUGGCCAUACUUUACACGUCUAUUUUGGCAUGCGAUGAAACACAUAUAUCGAUAGCCUAGGCCGCGGUUGUAUUUUAGCUGAUUAUUUAAGGAAAACCUCACCAAAAGUUAAAAUGACUAUUAUUUAAUGAUUUUAUUGAAACUUAAAUGAAUGUAUUGCUCUACUGCUUUAUUUUAUCCGUCUAUAACUUUCAUACAUUUUCUUGAAUAAUUACCGUGUAAGAAUUUAGCCAAUCUCUCAAUAUUUCACUCUACAUUAAAACGUUAAAGCUAGGGUAGGCAAUCUGAAGAAACCGGCCAGAGUAGGCUACAUUUUUAAAGUAACCAAUAGAAAACGUCCAACCCUUCCCCUUUAGGCCUCCUUCCGAAGCCACCAAUUACGUGACAAGGUAGACUGACAGGUCGUCCAAUCAUUGGCCUAACAUAGGCGAAAAAAAGCUUCCAACAUGAAUUGCCUACGCUAGCUUUCAAAAACGUUUACAAAAGUCUGGAAGGGUUAAGAAAUACCACAAAUGGGGCACUUUUUGAAAUUCAAUUUUGCUGUUUACUCAAACUGUGGUUAAUGUGUUCACUGUAGCGCAUCUUUAUAAUAGGCUUAUUUGUGUGAUGUAAAUAUUGUUUCACAGACUUGAUAAACACCGAGUUGGGUUGAGACGUGUGACCUUGCAGAGGUGUAUUUUACCACCCUGUGUUUGGUUGAUUCUGACACCUGGCAUCAUCUCAAAUUCUUAAACCUUUUUACCUGAGAACUGGAAAAAUAUAUGCGUUAUUCACUUGUAUUUAACUCAGGCCAGGGUAUGAACAUUUAAAUAUUCUGCACACCUGAGACAUAUCUCCAUGUUGUGUCCAUUCCAGUUAUUCCUCUCAAUUACUAUUUCCAGAAGCCAAGUGGAUUGUGGUUGAAGAACAAAUACCAUGAUUGAGUGUUUAUUUUUAUUUCACCAAUAAAGCUGCACAUCAUCGUCCAA
Messenger RNA from Gadus macrocephalus (Pacific cod), 2859 nucleotides. Its product is annotated as fibulin-2-like. Bases 136 to 1563 code for a protein of 475 amino acids. Gene Ontology annotation, molecular function: calcium ion binding. Lineage: Eukaryota; Metazoa; Chordata; Actinopteri; Gadiformes; Gadidae. The transcript has 10 exons. The record is from RefSeq and is a predicted model, not a curated record.